AAACAUAUGUAUACACUAUAUUUCCAAAAGUAUUGGGACACCCCUCCAAAUCAUUGGAUUCAGGUGUUCCAAUCACCUCCAUGGCCACAGGUGUAUAAAAUCAAGCACCUAGGCGUGCAAACUGCUUCUACAAACAUUUGCGAAAGAAUGGGUCGUUUUCAGUUCAGUGAUUCAAGAUUGGUACCGUGAUAGGUUGCCACCUGUGCAAUAAGUCCAUCUGUGAAAUUUCCUUGCAACUAACUAUUCCACGGUCAACUGUUAGUGGUAUUAUAACUAAGUGGAAGCAACUGGGAACAGCAACUCAGCCACGUAGUGGUAGGCCACUUAAAAUGACAGAGCAGGGUCUGCGCAUGCUAAAGCGCACAUUUCGCAGAAGUCACCAACUGUCUGAAGAGUCAGUAGCUAAAGACCACCAAACUUCGUGUGG
This is a messenger RNA of Staurois parvus, 427 nucleotides long. NCBI's taxonomy places the organism in Eukaryota, Metazoa, Chordata, Amphibia, Anura, Ranidae. The record is from the annotation of a GenBank genome assembly.